Messenger RNA from Diabrotica virgifera virgifera (western corn rootworm), 1731 nucleotides. RefSeq names its product acyl-coenzyme A thioesterase 9, mitochondrial. The transcript has 6 exons. The record is from RefSeq and is a predicted model, not a curated record. The coding region runs from base 254 to 1576 and encodes 440 amino acids. NCBI's taxonomy places the organism in Eukaryota, Metazoa, Arthropoda, Insecta, Coleoptera, Chrysomelidae. Gene Ontology annotation, molecular function: fatty acyl-CoA hydrolase activity. Gene Ontology annotation, biological process: acyl-CoA metabolic process. Gene Ontology annotation, cellular component: mitochondrion.
CCCCUUUUACGUCAAAAUCUUAACCUAAUUUGUACAUAUUUAUUUGGGAUGUUAAGAUCUUUUUUAUCUACAAAUUAAUAACAACCACAGAAAAUUAAUUCUACAAUCCAAAGGUCGAAAAAUAAUUCAAGAAUAAAGUCAUGUCUAGCUAACCUGGCCUUGAGCAUCUUAUCAACUUUUUAUUGAGAAAUUAUAUCAUAAUUCAUUUUUGUAGCUCAUAUAAAAAUCUACCUAAACCAAAUUACGCUUAAUAAUGGUUUCAAAACUAAUUACUCGAAUGCUAAAUUCUCGGCAGUAUAACUUAUUUAAUAGGUACAAUAAUUUUGUAAAAAACAGAAUGAUGUCUACACAAACUGGGGCUUCCACAGAGUUUCCUACUUUAUCCGAAUUAAAAUAUGGCAUGACCAAAGAUAUGGGAGUUGAUGUAUACCAACCAAUUCCUAAAGAUCGCUCUCAUUUACUUAAAUAUUUACCAAAAACUCAAACUGAAUUACCAAAUAGGUCAAUGAAGGAUAGCUUUUUGGUAGGAAUAAUACCACUUUCUUCUGACAAAUUUCUGCAAGACAAGUAUACUACUUUCUUAGGACAAGUACGAAUAGGACGAUUGUUGGAAGAUAUGGAUAUCUUUGCAGUAAUGGUUGGACACAAACACAUAGUAAAUCCUAACCAAUCAGGAACAGAGAAUUUUCCAUACACUUUGGUUACAGCUCUUGUUGAUAAGAUAGACUUCACGGAUUUUAUACCUAAACCGGCAGAAGAUAUUAAAAUUUCGGGCCAUGUCAGCUGGGUGGGAAGAUCAUCUUUGGAAGUAGUUGUAUGGCUGGACCAAAAGAUGCAUGGCACUUGGCAUCGUAUUACUAGAGCGCUAUUUCUAAUCGCAGCUAGAGAUUCUCUUAACGAAAAAUCAGCUUCCGUCAAUGCCAUAGAACCGGCCGAUGAACGAGAAAAAGAAAUUUUAUCUGGUGGAGAAGAGAGGAAGAGGAGAAGGAUGUUUAUGCAACAGAAACAUGUAUCUAAGCUAAUUCCGGAUGGCGAAGAACAACAGAUAAUCCAUAAUUUGUAUAUCCGUACCACUGACAAAGACAACAGUUUGCGAAACAGGGUGUUACCUCCCGGAUGUGUCUGGAUGAGCAGUGCUACGAUUUCGAACACGAUCUUUUCCCACCCCGACGAACGUAACAUGCACAACACUGUUUUCGGAGGGUUCAUCAUGCGCAUGGCAGAAGAACUCGCUUGGGUUCUAGGUUUCACUUUUAGCAAAUACAGGCCCGUACUUAAAAGUAUUAGUGAUAUUAGUUUUCAGAAGCCAAUCGCCGUUAGCUCGUUAAUUAGAAUGCACGCGCAUGUAGUUUACACUCAACUUAACUGGAUACAGAUAUUAGUUUAUGUAGAGGUUUAUAACUCCGUAACAGGAGAUAAUGACACAACCAAUAUUUUACAUUUUACCUUCCAAGUACCAGAAUUGGUUCACGAGUGUAUACCACAAACGUAUCACGAGGCUAUGAUGUAUAUUGAUGGUAGAAGACAUUUUCUUGAAGUAACACAGAAACCUAAUUCUUUCCCAAGUAAAUUAUAAUAUUAACUGGAACACUGAAAGUUAAUAUUUGCAAAAUUUGAGAAUACACUCAACAUUUACUCAACACACAAAUUACACUAUAAUCUGAAUGCGACUGGUCGAAUGAUUAAUAUCUAUUUCAUUAAAAAAACAGUUGAGAAUGUUUCUCUACAACA